AUGGCAAAAAUACAUCCUAAUUAUUGCACACUUUCAUCUUCAUCAUCAUCCUCGUCAUCUUUCUGUUCAAGCCAAAGAGAAACAUACACAGUAUGGAUGAAAUCACUUGUGCUAAACUCAAACGGGUAUACAGUUUACGACUCAAAUGGAAAAGUCGUUUUUCGUAUAGAUAAUUACGAUAGCAAGUGUAGCAGUGAAGUUUAUUUGAUGGAUCUUCAGGGUCGCGUUGUAUGCACCAUACUUAGAAAGAAACUACUUGCAUUCGGGCUCUGGGAUUGUCAUAACGAUACAGAUUCUAGUAGUAGACCAUGGUUUAAAGUUGGAAAAACUUUCGAUUUAUUCAAUCAUAAUAAAGAAUCUGUGUACGACGUUAUAUUUGGUACCAAUAAUGAUGAACAAAGUAAAAGUAGCUUGAACCAUAGAAUACAAGGAUCGGUUCACAAUCUGCAGGAGUUCAAGAUAAUUGAUGGUCAAGAAAGAGUCGCGGCUGAGGUAAGAAGAAAGCGAUCACCUACUUCAGGGGUCGUGUUGGGUGAAGACGUGUUGUGCGUGACCGUCGAGCCUUUUGUGGAUCACAUCUUUGUAAUGGCCCUAGUCGCAAUACAUGGAUUGAUCCAUCACAAAAUGUAG
This is a messenger RNA of Erigeron canadensis, 630 nucleotides long. Its product is annotated as protein LURP-one-related 11-like. The transcript is spliced from 3 exons. Lineage: Eukaryota; Viridiplantae; Streptophyta; Magnoliopsida; Asterales; Asteraceae. The record is from RefSeq and is a predicted model, not a curated record. Bases 1 to 630 code for a protein of 209 amino acids.